This is a messenger RNA of Dreissena polymorpha, 4776 nucleotides long. Its product is annotated as CD109 antigen-like. The coding region runs from base 194 to 4738 and encodes 1514 amino acids. NCBI's taxonomy places the organism in Eukaryota, Metazoa, Mollusca, Bivalvia, Myida, Dreissenidae. Gene Ontology annotation, cellular component: extracellular region. The transcript is spliced from 36 exons. Gene Ontology annotation, molecular function: endopeptidase inhibitor activity. The record is from RefSeq and is a predicted model, not a curated record.
UUAAACAGGAGCAAUUGAUAGUAUAGAGAUAAGAUUGUUUCCUGUGGGCGACAUGUUCAUAUUUAAAUGCAGUUCAACGACAGUUCUUCAAUAGUCUUAAUUAUUUUAUAUGAUAUUUGUUGGAAUAAUAUAAGUUGAUAUAAGUUGGAAGAAUAACACAAGAAUCGUGCUGAUCUAGAAAGGUACACCGACUAUGCCGAUGCUAUUUCUGAUCACGUGGUUGCUCCACUCACUUUGUUCUGGUAAUGCCGUCGACAAUUACUACAAAAACAAUGGGACGCACUGGAUUGUGUUGCCGGACAGAAUCAUACCAGGCAAAUCUUUGCCCAUCACAUUCAACUUUUACAACACCAGUACUGACGUUGUCGUCAAAGUUGACCUCUUGGAGUAUGACCACAACAGUAUUUCGUCUCUCAGACAUACUUUUGUGAAAGGAGAGGGUGGUCUGCUUCAAAUUUCGGUCCCAUCGACGCUUCGACAUGGCGGCACCUUUAAGCUUCUAGUGAAUGGCCUAAGCGGAGUCUACUUUCAGCAACAUGCUUCUCUCACUGUUGACAAAGGCUACAUCCCGAAACGCUUCGCCGUUCACAUUCAACUUGACAAGGCGAUCUAUAAGCCAGGACAAACAAUAAAUUUUCGAACAUUUGGUGUCUACUCAGACAUGACCGUGUUCAGUGGAUACUUCGACGUCGAUAUUUACGACCCCAAAGGCAAUCACAUGAAGAAGAUGACAAACGUUUCCUCGGGCGCCUACGGAGUUGUAGAGGACCUGAUGAUCAUGGAUGAUGAACCCCUUCUUGGCACGUGGCGUAUUGCGUCCAAGGCUCGACGCCAUGACUACGAAAACAAUACCUAUAGUGAUGAGACUACGAGCAAAAGUUUUAAUGUGGAUAAAUAUGUCCUGCCCAAAUUUGACGUCAAAGUGAAUCUUCCAUCUUACGUUGUAACCACUGACAAAGAUAUGCAUGGAAGCAUUGAAGCCAAGUACACCUACGGUAAGGCUGUGAUUGGCACGGUGGUAGUCCGGGCUGAUGUAAACUAUAUCGGAGCCCCAUGGAAGUACGUGGGAGAUGAAGUGAUGGUGGAAACCAAGCUUGAUAUAAACGGAGAUGCAAAGUUCACCAUACCGUUCGAUCAGCUCCUGAACGAAGUUGAUCCAAACACGUACAUGCCUUUGGUAGAGAAGUUAGCUGGCUACAUGUUGACAGUUACCGUGAGCGUCACAGAGAGUCUGAACAACAUCACGCGACAUGCAACAGAACAGGUUAAAUUCUACAAGGAGCCAUUCAAAGUCUCCUUUGACCGUGAAACCAGCCCUACAUUUUUCAAACCUGGAUUGCCAUACAUCGGUCACAUCUCAUUGACACAAGCUGAUGGUCGGCCAGUUAUAUCCAAUGUCACUAACGUGCUUGUAAAGAGCUAUGUCAAAUUUUACGACACUCAGCACGGAAAAUACAGAGCACAGACACUUCCUGAUGUCCACUAUGCCCCGCCCCCAACCGGCGUCCUUGAGUUCACAGUGAACCCACCGGAAAAUGCAUACUCGCUGCAUCUUCAGGUUGAGUACAAAGGACUUACGGACACCUACGACAUGAACAAGCCAUCCUGGCUGAUCGAGAAAGGAAAUAUUCAACUUUCUCAGAGCAAUUCAUCAAUGAUUGGCGAAAUAGUUUAUUUCAAACUGCUAAGUGCUGAUCCGAUGGACAGGAUAUUCUUUACGGUGAUCAACAAUAACCACGUGGUCCAGUCAGGCAUCCUCAACUGCAGCGGGUCACGAACUGAGCACAUUGUCUUUAAGGUCACCGACGAAAUGAAGCCGUACAGUAAACUCAUCGUAUACUACUUCACAACUUCCGGCUGGAACGCAGACUCUAUCUACUUUGUGGCCACCACUUCCGCUGAUGUAUUCACAAACAAAGUUGCGAUUUCCUUUGACCAAAAUACUGCGGAACCAGCUGAAAAUGUGACCCUGCAAAUAAGCACUGACCCUCGGUCAAUGGUCAAUAUCUUGGCUGUAGACCAGAGUGUGAUGCUGUUGGCGACUGGAAAUGACGUCACGCAGAAAAACGUCAUAACGUCACUUCGUCCUAAUGAUCACCCGUCUUCAAAUGCCAAUGAAAUGCAUGACCCACAACAAAUCAUGAAGACGUCGGGAAUACAAGUCCUGUCGGACGUAAUAGGCUUUUCCUGGGCUCAGCCAUUCUACAAACGUCAGGUAGAUUGUGGACCCCAAACCACGUACGCACCAGGACAAUAUCCAACUUUUCCCACAUGGCUUCCGGAAAUGGUUCCCACACCCGCACCAGGAUAUACAUUCGCACCAUGGAAAGUUUCCACACCCGCACCAGGAAUUACAUACGCACCACUACAAUAUCCAACAUGGAUUCCGGGAAUGGUUCCCGGACAAGGAGUUACACCAGCACCAGGAGGUGGGGGUUCUGGUGGUGCUCCUCUACAGCAGGUUACACACACCAGAGACUUCUUCCCGGAAACCUGGCUUUGGACAAGCGUCAUUUCUGAUCAGUCUGGAACCGCCACAGUGUCAGCCACAGUCCCUGAUACCAUUACGUCCUGGUACGCAACCGCCUUCUCCAUCAACAAACAGACUGGACUAGGAAUCACGGACGGUCCAACCAAGUUCACUACAUUCCGUCCAUUCUUCAUCAACCUCAAUCUGCCCUACUCUGUGAUUCGAGGCGAGCAGGUCGUGCUUCAGGCCAACGUUUUCAACUACAUGGGACAGGAAAUCAACGUAGUUGUAACCCUCGCAAAAUCAUUCGAUUUCGACGUGGUUCAAAACAAAAGCGGUCACUUGAGCUACAAUUCCGUAGACGUUGUCAAGCAAGUCACAAUCAAGGUCGGCGAGGCAGCUUCCAUAUUCGUUCCUAUCGUCCCCCGCAUUGUCGGCAUGGCGGAAAUCUCAGUGAAGGCCCAGUCUACGCUGUCCGCUGAUGGCGUUAAAAGGCAGCUUAGAGUGGAGGCUGAAGGCAAGAAGAUGCACUUCAAUGUUCCGGUUCUUUUGAGCAAGUUCAACCCCACGGACGUUCAGCUAGCUUUCCCGGAAAAUAUCGUGCCCGACUCGCAGAAAAUCCAGGUGUCAGCUAUAGGUGACAUCAUGGGUCCAACUCUGAAGAACUUAAAAUCCCUGCUUCGCCUGCCAACCGGAUGUGGCGAGCAGACGAUGACCAGCCUGGCACCAGAUGUCUUUGUUUACAAGUACCUCAACACUUCCGGUCAGCUGACACCGGAUGUGGCUGAGAUGGCCUUGAAUUACAUGCAGCAAGGUUAUCAACGCGAACUGACGUUCCAGAGAUACGAUUCUUCAUUCAGUAUUUGGGGCAAGAAUGACAAUAUGGGUAGCAUGUGGCUCACUGCGUUUGUCCUGAAGUCCUUUGCCCAAGCCUCGCCGUAUUUUUAUGUGUCUGACGCCGUUAUUGCCAAUGCUGCAAGAUGGAUGACCAGUUACCAGAGUUCGGACGGCUCUUUCCAGGUCGUGGGAUCGGUGCAUAGCACUCAACUGCAGGGAGGCGGAACAUCUGUGUACAGUUUGACAGCAUUUGUGCUGAUUGCACUCGUGGAAAGUGAGCGUAUCUUAAAGAACGAGUACCGUAUUACAAACAGCGCAGCCAGAGCCAGGGCAUAUCUUGAACUACAUCUCGACAAUCCAAUGAAUGUACAAAAUAUGGCAAUUAUGAAUGACACGUAUGACCUCGCCAUUGCGGCGUAUGCUCUGUCAUUGGCUGGGAGUUCAAAGUCUUUCCUUGCAUACACAAGGCUUAACCAGAGAGCUACGUUGACCAAUGAUGGCAUGAAGUACUGGAAGUUGCCCGGUCCACAAAACACCUACAACUAUUGGGAAACAUUUUACGCCAAGGAGUCUCCACUCUCUGUAGAGGCCACAUCGUACGUCCUUCUCUACCUCGUGCAAACCAGACAACUAUCCGAGGGCAUGCCAGUCAUGAAGUGGCUCGUCUCCCAGCGAAACUCUCUCGGUGGCUUUACGUCUACGCAAGACACUGUCCUGGGUUUGCAGGCCUUAUCAGAGUUUGCGUUCAUCACAUCGAGUAAUCUUGACCUCAGCAUUGAUGUUGCCGCUCACAACUUCCGUAAGAAGCUCCAUGUUACGAAGAAUGAUGCCAUGGUUCUGAAACUGCUCGAUAUUCCAUUCAGUGCCAUUCCCACGUUCCGUCCACAUGGAUCCCAGACAACUCCUGCUAACUAUAAACCGCCGUCAGUAUCACUGGAAGCUCAUGGGAAUGGAACUGCUCUUGUACAGGUGUCUGUGUCAUUCAACGUCGAGAUUGAACCUUCCCAGCCUGCCUUCAACCUCACGGCCGAAGUGGUCCAGGAUUCGCUGCACUCCAUCGUUGUCAAAACAUGCACUAGAUACCUGUAUGCGUACUACCAUGGACCGGGCAUGGCCGUCGUAGAGAUUGAUGUUCCCACUGGAUUUGAGGCGGACCUCGAGAGCCGAUUCUCUGAUAUUUCUCUGUCGAGGAAAUCUGAAAUCAAGGACCUGAAAACCGUUGUGCUUUACUAUGACGAGAUCAAUCCAAACAUAGAGACCUGCUCCUUUGUGGAGAUGAUCCGCUCUUACCUCGUGGCCAACGUCAAGCAGUCCUCGGUCAGGGUCUAUGACUACUAUGAACCAGAACGUUUCAAGGCUCUGACCUUCUACCAGUCCUCUAUCCUGAGGGACUCAUCCUUCUGCGACAUCUGUGCCAACUGUGGCUGUUAAAUGGUCAAUCCAAUAAAAACAAAGCUCUGUAGUAGAAA